AUGCAACGUCCUGGCAUCGAUUUUCAUUACACUUUUGCACCGGUCGCUCGACUCGGCUCUCUCAGGCUCUUGAUGGCCUUAGCUGCGAGGACGGGAAUGACAAUAUCGCAACUUGACGUCACAACAGCCUACCCCAACGGAAAAAUCGACACCGAAAUCUUCAUGCAGAAACGACAACUCCUAGAAGAAAUGCUAAACAGGAUAGUCCGAGCUGAAGAAAGCCAUACAUAUUUCGAAGAAGAAGACAAGGACGACACGAUUGCCUAUCCAUUCAGAGAACUCAUCGGGGCACUUAUGUACGUUGCCAUAGGGACACGUCCCGAUAUUACUCACGCAGUCAAUUCGUUUAGCCAGUUCAAUGGAUGCAAUCGGAACGUUAACUGGACAGCAGCGAAAUGUAUGCUAAGAUAUUUAAAAGGAACCAUCGAUCUUAAACUCGUCUACAAAAAAGACAACGAGAAUCUCAGAGGAUAUAAUUACGCUGAUUGGGGAAAUUGCAUCAUCGAUAGGAGAUCUUACACCGGAUCUACUUUCAUUCUUUCCGGCGCAAAAAUAUCAUGGGAAUCGCGGAAGCAAAGAACAGUUGCUCUUUCAUCGACCGAAGCCGAAUACAUGAGUAUUACCAAUGCGGCUAAGGAAGAAAUCUACCUGAUGACAUUUGAGAGAAUUAGGAUUCUCAAAAUUGGCCAACGCAGAGCUCUCCAACGAUAA
Molecule: messenger RNA, 711 nt
Organism: Belonocnema kinseyi
Lineage: Eukaryota; Metazoa; Arthropoda; Insecta; Hymenoptera; Cynipidae
Product: secreted RxLR effector protein 161-like
Exons: 2
Coding region: 1-711 (236 amino acids)
Source: RefSeq, a predicted model, not a curated record